AGCAAAUGAUUGACUGGAUCCGAACGAACCAUCGCUGCUGGCGUUGUGGACGAGGACACCAGGCAGCUCAGUGUACCCUCAAGAAGCCUUGUAGCAUAUGUAAUGGGAAACACUUGCAAAUCUUGCACGAAGUCAACACAAAGAGUACAGGAGAGGGUUCCUGCCUGGUUAGCUCAACCGCUGAGACAUUGUACUUGGAUAGACCCACUGACAACAGACGUGUUCUCCUAAAGGUCAUAAAUGUUCUGCUGCGCUAUGGAGGCAAGACACUUAACACUUACGCUGUCAUGGAUGAUGGGUCUGAGCGCACUAUUCUCCUUCCUGAUGCUGCUCGUGAGCUGGACAUACAAGGCCAGGCUGAAAGCAUAGCAUUGCGGACCAUCCGACAAGAGGUGAAAACCAUCAGUGGUACUUCAGUUAACUUCCACAUAUCACCUGCCACUCAACCACAGAAGACCUUCAAGAUUAAUGCAGCAUUUACUGCAAAAACCCUUGGUCUGGCUGAUCACUCGUAUCCUGUGAGUUUGCUGGAGAAAUAUAAGUACCUUAAAGACAUCCCUCUGCAGACCUUUGAAAGAGUGAGUCCUUUACUUCUAAUCGGGGCUGAUAAUACUCACCUUAUCACACCGAUCGCACCUGUCCGAAUUGGUACACCUGAUGGUCCAGCAGCUAUAAAGACGAGGCUUGGAUGGACACUCCAGGGACCUGCCAAGAUUCUGGAGAACCAGUUACAACCACAACAGUGCCUUUUCCUGUCUCUGACCCCUGCCGAACUCCAACUCAGAAGAGAUGUUGAAAGAUUAUGGCAGCUUGAUGUUUUACCUUUCCGCUGUGAAAAGCAGGUGACAAGGUCCAGAGAGGACCAAGAAGCCAUAAAUCUUCUAGAGACCAAGACAACACGUGUGGAGGUGAAUGGAAUCCUACGUUAUGCAACACCUUUAUUGCGCAGAAAGGAUUCACCCUCCUUUUGUGCCCCCAAAGAGGCUGUGGUGCCAAGUCUCCGGAGUAUGGAACGCCGACUAGCUCAAAAUCCAGUGAAAGCAGCUGUGUACAAUGCUGAGGUCGAGAAGUUAGUACAGAAUGGCGCAGUUACCAAACUCACAUCUGCUGAAAACAGUAUGACGGGGGAGACCUGGUAUAUCCCACACCAUCUGGUAAACCACAAUGACAAGGAUCGUAUUGUGUUCAAUUGCUCUUUCCGAUACAAGGGACUGAACCUUAAUGAUACUUUGAUGCCUGGUCCAACCUUAAGCCCCUCACUCCUGGGUGUUUUACUGCGUUUCAGGGAGCACUGUGUAGCCAUUAGUGGCGAUAUACGUGGAAUGUUCCACCAAGUCCUACUCCUACCUGAGGAUAAGCCCCUCCUGCGCUUUCUGUGGCGUGACAUGACGAGAGACAACCCACCUGACGUUUAUGAAUGGCAAGUACUGCCAUUUGGAACUACGUGCAGUCCCUGCUGUGCAUCCUUUGCCCUUCAAAGACAUGUUUCAUCGCACAGCACACCAGAUGAAGAUGUGAGGCAUUCUGUUGACCACUGUUUCUAUGUGGAUAACUGUCUGCAGAGCUUUCCAUCUGUUCAAGAAGCACGGCAGUUACUGGACAAACUUCGGGAGCUGUUAGCAUCUGGAGGAUUUGACAUCCGUCAGUGGGCCAGCAAUGUGCAAGAGGUUAUCAGUCAUUUGCCAUCAGAAGCCAGAUCAUCCAAGCUAGAGCUGUGGCUCUCACAUGACAAAUCUGACCCACAUGAAUCCACCUUGGGACUGAAUUGGAACUGUGAGUUAGACCAUCUGUGUUACAAGCACAGACCUGUCACUUACAAUGCUUUGACGAUGCGGAACAUAUAUCGUGUGUUAGCAAGUCAAUAUGACCCCCUUGGUGCCAUUCUUCCUUUCACAACACGGGCUAAGGUCAUUGUUCAACAGCUCUGGGCUAAGAAUAGGAACUGGGACGAUUCACAACUUCCUGAGGAGCUUCAGAAGGCAUGGAAAGUGUGGGAAGCUGAACUUCAAUACCUGCCUCAAGUAACACUACCAAGAAGCUAUACGCCAGCCAGCAUGGAUAACCCUGAAGUCAAUCGGGAAAUCCAUAUCUUCACUGAUGCUUCUGAGAAAGCUUACGGAGCAGUAGCGUAUCUUCGCUCAGAGGAUCCAUGUGGAAGUAUUCAUCUUUCCUUCCUUCUGGCCCGAUCACGUGUAGCUCCACGUAAGCAGUGUUCAAUUCCCAGGCUUGAAUUGUGUGCCGCUCUUAUAGGAGCUCAGCUGGCUAAGCUGACUGAAAAUGAGCUCACCUUGAAGAUUCAGAAGGUCACUUUCUGGACAGAUUCAACAACCGUCCUCCAUUGGUUACAUUCCGAAUCCUGCCGCUUCAAGGUGUUUGUGGGCACUAGGGUGGCAGAGAUUCAAGAACUAACUGACCUUAAAGCAUGGCAUUACGUUGACUCUGCCAGAAACCCUGCGGAUGACCUUACCCGUGGUAAGAGCCUGAAAGAACUUACUGAGCGUAAUCGGUGGACCCAUGGACCUGAAUUCCUCCUCCAACCUCAGAGUAAUUGGCCAUCACCACCGAUAACCCACAGUAUAAGACCUGAGGACACCACAGAAUUAAAGCACAGUGUAUUCUGUGGCAUUAAUAACUCAGCACCAACAACAGCAGAUGGUAGUAAGUUUAGCAGCUGGAAGGACUUAGUCAAAACAGUAGCAGAAGAGCUGCACGGGGCGGCAAAUCCAAAUGGUUCUCCUUCAGCGAAUACUUACCAAACAGCAGAGCUGACAGCAAUAAGAAGGGCCCAAAUGGACAGCUUUCCAGAGGACUAUCAGCUAUUAAAGGCCGGUAAGCCUGUCCCUACCAACAGCCGUCUACUUUGCCUCUCCCCAGAAUUUGAUCUAGACAACAAUCUAAUACAAGUAGGAGGACGUUUAAGACGCAUAGAAGGCAUUGAUCCAAGUACAGUACACCCUAUUGUGUUGGAUUCCCAUCACCCUUACACUCAGCUACUUAUCAAAGACUAUGAUACUCGCCUUUGUCAUCCGGGACCGGAACGAGUCUUUGCUGAACUUCGCCGGAAGGUGUGGAUCUUAAAGGGCAGAGAAGCUGUAAGGAAACACCAAAGAACCUGCCACGAAUGCUGCAAAUGGAGGUCAAAGCCUGCCUCCCAGAAAAUGGCUGAUCUCCCUCCACCAAGGCUCCGUUUGUUCAAGCCUGCCUUCCAUUCAACUGGAAUGGACUGUUUUGGACCUUUCUCUGUCAAGGUGGGACGUCGGACAGAAAAACGAUGGGGGCUUCUAUUUAAGUGUAUGACCACUCGGGCUGUGCACCUCGAGGUUCUAACAUCAAUGGACACUGAUGCCUUUCUCAUGGCACUGCGACGGUUCAUUGGACGUCGUGGGAAACCAGCAGAGUUGUACUCAGAUCAGGGCACCAACUUCCGAGGGGGUAACACAGAGCUUAAAGAAGGCUUCAGUCAGCUCAGUGAUGGUUUACAGCAGCAGUUGGCACAGCAGCAGAUCAGCUUCCAUUUCAACCCUCCAUCUGCUCCACACUUCGGAGGAGUGUGGGAACGAGAGAUUCGUUCGGUUAAAGCUGCACUUUAUACAACUCUGGGAUCAGAAAUGGUGUCUGAAGAAGUACUUCGAACUGUCCUCAUUGAAAUAGAGGCCAUUCUGAACUCCAAACCACUUGGGUAUGUUUCAGCAGACAUCGCGGAUGUAGAUCCAGUCACCCCAAACUACCUUCUGAUGGGGCGGCCAGAUAGUUCCCUCCCCCAAGUCACAUAUCCAGUGUCUGAGCUCCUGGGAAGACGGAGAUGGAGACAUUCCCAAGUAUUGUCUGAUAGGUUCUGGACAGCAUUUAUAAAGUACUAUUUGCCUGAACUGCAAGCCAGAAGAAAGUGGCAUAAUUCAGCAACAGACAUCCAACCUGGAAUGGUGGUUAUGGUUGUUGACCCUCAGUUACCCCGUUCAUUCUGGCAGAUCGGAAAAAUAGUAAAGGUCUUUCCCGGAGCUGAUGGUCGAGUGCGUACGGCUGAGGUACAGAUAAAGGACAGAGUCUAUGCAAGACCCAUUGCUCGCUUAAUUGUUCUGCCAGAGAUUCGAGAUGAAGAGGAUGAUAACCACACUGGAAAUUAAUGGUAGUUCAUGUGGUGUCAGCCUUUCAAUGGUGCAAAUUUGAAACCAAAUUUGGGGGCGGCUGUGUUAGAAAGGCUGCGUUCUGUGCGCAUGCGCACUUUUCCAUUAGUGGUCGUCAGGGAGAUUUAUUCAGCAGCAGAUGCGAGCGGGACUGUAUGUGUGCAAAGUGUGCGUGAAUACGCAAAAACCACACAUAAACACACAUAAAACUCCUUACUUGUGACCUGUAAUUCUGUGCACUGCUGUGUUGUGGAAUACUGAAAAUGACAAAUUAAACCCUAUUGCAUGAAACUAAA
Messenger RNA from Misgurnus anguillicaudatus (oriental weatherfish), 4420 nucleotides. The record is from RefSeq and is a predicted model, not a curated record. Lineage: Eukaryota; Metazoa; Chordata; Actinopteri; Cypriniformes; Cobitidae.